This is a messenger RNA of Labrus bergylta (ballan wrasse), 3225 nucleotides long. It is a transcript of the gene pop1, whose product is annotated as POP1 homolog, ribonuclease P/MRP subunit. Gene Ontology annotation, biological process: tRNA 5'-leader removal. NCBI's taxonomy places the organism in Eukaryota, Metazoa, Chordata, Actinopteri, Labriformes, Labridae. The record is from RefSeq and is a predicted model, not a curated record. Gene Ontology annotation, cellular component: ribonuclease MRP complex; nucleolar ribonuclease P complex.
GUUUGUGAUGCAGACACACUCGACACACUUGCACAUGGCAGCGUCCUGAAGAUGUCGUCAUCUAAAGCGAAGAUGUGGGAGAAGAAGAUGAGACACCAGCCCACCAGUGUCCAGUAUUCAUCCACUCCAAACGGAGGAGACGCUCCGGUGUCCGGUCGAAGUUGUAAUGAUGGCCCAUCUGGCAUCGAGCGAUCUACAAAAAGGCCAAACAACCCUCACCAACAGAGUGGAUGGGCCUGUGGACACCAGAAAGGUGGGGGAGGCUACGCCACGGACAUGCCCAAGGCCAUAACAGGCGGAGCUUUUGCCAGGGCCAGGGCUGCUGAGGUAAGUGCCAUGUUGAAAGCUGUUAACAGGACAACUGGAAAAUGCCAUGUGUUUGGAUCCCUGCCUAAACACAUGAGGAGACGGGCCAUGAGCCACAAUACGAAGCGGCUCCCUCUCAGACUGAGAGACAGAGCUAACCGAAUGCGAGAGAAGAGCCUCAAGGCUGGAUCAAAGAAGGAACCCGCAAAGAAUAAGAGUCGCAAGGCCCGCCGGCGGCACGGAAACAUGCUGCUGGAGUUCAACCGUCGUCAAAGAAAAAAUGUGUGGCUGGAGACUCACAUUUGGCAUGCCAAGCGCUUUAUUAUGGUUAAAAAGUGGGGUUACUGCCUUGGACAUAGACCCACAAACAAAUGCUAUCGUCCUUGCUACAGGGCAAUGAACAGCCACUGCCUCCUUCAGGACCAUUCCUACUACUGCUGCAUAGAGCUACAGGGAGAGGAGAGCACACUUCUGGCUUCUCUGUCACGGUUGACAAGCAAGGAGGCUGGCCCUACAUUUGCAGCAGCGAUGACUCUAUCAGGGCAGAGACAGGGUAGUGUGGUGGUGUACAGAGCAGGACAGUACCCCUUGCAGCCUCUGGGCCCUGUGACCUUCCUCUGGAGACCACAGAUUCAGGGUUCAACCAUCAGGCAGUUGUGGAUCUGGGCUCAUCCCACGAUUAAAAAGGACCUGCUUCCUGAGCUACAAACUGUGUGCGAGUGUUGUGAGGCAGUAGUUCCUUCAAUUAAUCUCAUGGGGACUCCUGCUGAGGUUGUUCCCACCACAGAAUGUGAGCAGAAGCCAAAUGAGACUCCUGAAGCCAAGCAGAUAACUGGAACAAAGAGAAAGAAAACUUGUAAAGAUGCGACUGGACCUCCAACCAAAAAGAUCAUUGGAGAUGGAACUAGAUCUCCCACUACACCAAUCACCUGGAAGUCAAGCUCCACUGGAGUCAUUAUUAAUGAUCUCACUAUGGAGAUGGUACGUUUUCGUCUGAUUGGACCACAGUCUCUCACCGUUCUAUCAGAGACUUUGGAAACGGCUGCAGAUUGUGAAGGAGUUCAUAAAUCAAAGCCCUCCUCCCUCUGGUGGUCUGAGCAAUGCAAAGAUGAGAGCAAGAGGAGUCUGCAUCAAGAACAAAGUGAUAUCUAUCGCCUGCUUAAAGGCAUCCAUUUGACUGGAGAGCUCCCCCCUGGCACCGUGCUGGGUCUGACCGUAGAAGACCCAAGGCUGACUCUACCAACAAAGAAAGUUGUAGCGUUGCCACAUGUUAAACAAGCACAAGAGUCGGAGGAGAAGAGUAGGGAGCUGAUGCUGAAAGGAGUACCAAAACACUGCUGUCAGAGUUACCUGUGGGAGCGCUCGGUCCGAGACAACGUCACUGAAAACAAGAUAUCAGAGCAGGAGUUGAACAGAAGAAGAAGUGAGAUGCUGGUCCCAGGUUCCAGGCUGACCCCCACUCCCCCGCAGAGCAGAAUCCCCAUUCUACUCGUCCAUCAGCCUGGCAAGCAGGUCGGGUGUGAGAUGAUGUCGUGGGGUGCUGGAUGGGACCUGCUGCUUCCUAAAGGAUGGGGCAUGGCUUUCUGGGUUCCACUGGUGUACAGAGGAGUUCGCAUCGGAGGGCUGAACAUGAGUCUGAAACACUCGCAGAUAAAGGGGGUCCCCCACUUCCCACAUGAUUACCCAGAUUGCCCUUCAGGCGUGGCGUUUCAGGAAGAGCAAGAGGCAGAGCUCCUGAAAACGUUUAAAAGGCGUCCGCCAGCCAAAAGGACCAAUUACAUUAAACACGGCUGUCUGGCUCCAUUCCGUUGCCCCUGGCAACAGCUGGCAGAGGAAUGGGAGCCUAAGAUGGAAUCGGGAGAGAAGAAAGACGGUCAGAUCGAAACAGCGACAGAGUGUGACAAGGUGACUGAGGAGGAGCUGACUUCACAUUCAGCCGUCACUGUGACAAAGUCUCUGAGCUGUGUCAGUGUACUGAGGAAUAGAAAGUCACUGAGGCUGCUCUCUGGUUGGUGCAGACCUACAACAUCUAAAGGUCAAAGGCCGUGCCGUGUCGGGGACCAGCCGCCCCUCAACCACUCGGCGGUGAUGUCGUUUCUCACGGCACACAGAAUGAGCCUGGUGUGGGUGCGUCUCUCUACGCUGUCAAAGGGCAAACCAGAGCCCCAUGCCAUGGUUUGUGUCCCGACCGCAGAGGACCUGCAGCUCCUGAACAAAGGACCCGGCAGCAGUGGCCCCCAGGAGCCCCCACACGGAGACCACUUUAAAAGCAGAAUCAAACACAAAAAGAAGGGCCUAAGAAAAGCUGCUACAUCCUCUUUGAGUGAAAUGUCACACCUCUCUGCCUCUGAACCGAAGCCCUCCUCCUCUAAAGAGCCCGACCCCUCCCAGUCUUCCUCAGACCUCACCUUUGGGCUGUGGCCAGACCCUCUGCCGAGAGUCACCUCUCACUGCUGUCGAUUGACUUUAGGCUGGGCCACUCAAGGUGACUUCUCACUGUCUGUAGGCUGUGGGGAGGCUCUGGGGUUCGUCUGUGUUGCUGGACUCCUUAAAACCCUCUCAAACCAGCCGAUGGAACACAGAGGAAUGUUGCUGCUGCGCAACCCUACUUCCCUGCACUACCGUUUUGUCAAAUUAACCAUCGAGGUCUGACCAAAGCAUGUGUGAACGUGCAAGAGAAUGACUGACUCUGUCCACCAAAGGUCAGACAUUCUGACUAUAAGUGUAUGCAUGAAGAAAAACUAUAAUUUAUCUGGUGGUACUAUCAUCUUGAAGAUAUUGUGUAUUCUUUGCACAUCAUUGUUUCAUUUGAAAAAGUUUGGAGUUCAUAUUUGUUUCCAUAUAAAUCUCUUCAUGCAACUGAUACUUCUCAGAGAGCUCCUGUAUCAUUUUUCAGUUCAAUAAAUGUGCAUUAAGUCA